CCGCUUCCUGCCGCUCGGCGCCGCGGUUGGCCGCCUGGGGGAGCGCUGGCGAGGCGCGGACGGCGGGCGCCCGGCACCUCGGCUCGCGGCACUGGCUCUCGGGUGCGGCGUCGGUGGCGGCGCGGACCGCGGACCCGGCAGCACGACAUCCUAAAAUAAAUCCAUCAGAAUGACACCUUCUCAAGUUACCUUUGAAAUAAGAGGAGCUCUUUUACCAGGAGAGGUUUUUGCAAUAUGUGGAAGCUCUGAUGCUUUGGGAAACUGGAAUCCUCAAAAUGCUGUGGCUCUUCUUCCAGAGAAUGAGACAGGUGAAAGCAUGUUAUGGAAAGCAACCAUUGUACUUAGUAGAGGAGUAUCAGUUCAGUACCGCUACUUCAAAGGGUGCUUUUUAGAACCAAAGACUAUCGGUGGUCCAUGUCAAGUCAUAGUUCACAAGUGGGAGACUCAUCUACAACCACGAUCAAUAACCCCUUUAGAAAGUGAAAUUAUUAUUGACGAUGGACUAUUUGGAAUCCACAAUGGUGUUGAAACUCUGGAUUCUGGAUGGCUGACAUGUCAGACUGAAAUCAGAUUACGUUUGCAUUAUUCUGAGAAACCUCCUGUCUCAAUAACCAAGAAAAAAUUAAAAAAAUCUAGAUUUAGGGUAAAGCUGACACUAGAGGGUCUGGAGGAAGAUGACGAUGAUAGGGUAUCUCCCACUGUUCUUCACAAAAUGUCCAAUACUCUGGAGAUAUCCUUAAUAAGCGACAAUGAGUUCAAGUGCAGGCAUUCACAGCCGGAGUGUGGGUAUGGCUUACAGCCUGAUCGUUGGACAGAGUAUAGUAUACAGACAAUGGAACCAGAUAACCUGGAACUAAUAUUUGAUUUUUUUGAGGAAGAUCUCAGUGAACACAUAGUUCAGGGCGAUGCUCUUCCUGGACAUGUGGGUGCAGCAUGCCUCUUAUCAUCCACCAUUGCAGAGAGUGGGAAGAGUGCUGGAAUCCUUACUCUUCCCAUCAUGAGCAGAAAUUCCAGAAAAACAAUAGGCAAAGUGAGAGUUGACUAUAUAAUUAUUAAGCCGUUACCAGGAUACAAUUGUGACAUGAAAUCUUCAUUUUCCAAGUAUUGGAAGCCAAGAAUACCAUUGGAUGUUGGACAUCGAGGUGCAGGGAAUUCUACAACAACGGCUCAGCUUGCUAAAGUUCAAGAAAAUACUAUCGCUUCUUUAAGAAAUGCUGCUAGUCAUGGUGCAGCCUUUGUAGAAUUUGAUGUACAUCUUUCAAAAGAUUUUGUGCCUGUAGUGUAUCAUGAUCUGACCUGUUGUUUGACUAUGAAAAAGAAAUUUGAUGCUGAUCCAGUUGAAUUAUUUGAAAUUCCAGUAAAAGAAUUAACCUUUGACCAACUCCAGUUGUUAAAGCUCACUCAUGUGACUGCACUAAAAUCUAAAGAACUGAAAGAAUCUGUGGUUGAGGAGGAAAAUUCCUUUUCUGAAAAUCAGCCAUUUCCUUCUCUUAAGAUGGUUUUAGAGUCUUUGCCAGAAGAUGUAGGGUUUAACAUAGAAAUAAAAUGGAUCUGCCAACAAAGGGAUGGAAUAUGGGACGGUAACUUAUCAACAUAUUUUGACAUGAAUCUGUUUUUGGAUAUAAUUUUAAAAACUGUCUUAGAAAAUUCUGGGAAGAGGAGAAUAGUAUUUUCUUCAUUUGAUGCAGAUAUUUGCACAAUGGUUCGGCAAAAGCAGAACAAAUAUCCCAUAUUAUUUUUGACUCAGGGAAAAUCUGAUAUUUACCCUGAACUCAUGGACCUCAGAUCUCGGACAACCCCCAUUGCAAUGAGCUUUGCACAGUUUGAAAAUCUACUGGGGAUAAAUGCACAUACUGAAGACCUUCUCAGAAACCCGUCCUAUAUUCAUGAGGCAAAAGCUAAGGGACUGGUCAUAUUCUGCUGGGGUGAUGAUACCAAUGAUCCUGAAAACAGAAAGAAAUUAAAAGAAUUUGGAGUUAAUGGUCUAAUUUAUGAUAGGAUAUAUGAUUGGAUGCCUGAACAGCCAAAUAUAUUCCAAGUGGAGCAGUUGGAACGUCUGAAGCAAGAAUUGCCAGAGCUUAAGAGCUGUUUGUGUCCCACUGUUAGCCGCUUUGUCCCCUCGUCUUUUUGUGGGGAGCCUGACAUCCAUGUGGAUGCCAACGGCAUAGAUAAUGUGGAGAAUGCUUAGUGUUUAUUGGGUGGAGACCAUUCGGGGCAUGCAUCGCUGUUCUGGGUAUUCACUUUUCAUCACUGAGCAUUGUUUAUCUAUGCCUUUUAGGUUUUCAGUCCAGUGAAGCAAUAAUGAAGUAUUUUAAUAUUUCACUACAGUUCUUGCUAGAAUUUCAAGUAUUCUAUUUAAAUCACUUGGCCAGGUAUAAUUACCAGUCAGUCUCUUUACAAUGAAAAAAUUUAUUGGUUGGUAAAUAUUUUAAACUAAAUAUGUAAGUUAUAAUGUUAAACAAAUAUUCAUUAAAAACAUAACGCUUUGAAAUUAACUAUACAAAUAUCUCAUAUUUACACUUAUUACAGCUUUUCAUUUGAUCAGGUCUGAAAUAUUUAGCACUCAAGGAAUAUGACUAUGCAUAAUUAUACCUGACCAUGGGAAAAAUAAGUACCUCAAAUGCAUGCAUUUGCACUGGUGAUUCCAACUGCACAAACCUUUGUGCCAUCUGUGUAUUUUUCACAUGAAUUGACAUUCACACCAUUUUCAUUCAGUAUGAACCUUGAGGCUGCUGCCAUUUCCCCACUUAACCAAACCAAUGCCUGUGUAAAUAGCCUAGAGGUGAUCCUUGAAAACUUGUUUCAUAAAUCUUUCAAAAGUUGUUUUGCAUAAAUAUUAAAAUUUCAAAAAGCUGCAGGGUAACUUAAUGUAUGAAAUAUUAGAAGUAUGGAUUGAGGACUUAGUACAGUAGAUGAUAAUGUAUAAAUUCUGUUGAAUGCAUGCUUUUUGUUUUAAGCAUGAGAUAGUACACGUUUACUGUAAGUCCUUGCAUCUGUGGUGCUAGGUGAGUGUGAGAAGGUGUCAAGGACUGAAAAAUAAUUUGUUGCCUAAAAAAAAAAGAAAAAAAAAGCCUAUUUGUAGGCAUUUUAAAUAUGCUUAAGUGUCUCUCACUACCUAUUACACACCGUUGCUUUGUGGGUUUGUUUUGUGUGUGUGUUGUACAGUAGUUAAAUCUCUGUGCAGAGAAAUAAAUGUCCUGAAUCCUUA
Molecule: messenger RNA, 3208 nt
Organism: Balaenoptera ricei (Rice's whale)
Lineage: Eukaryota; Metazoa; Chordata; Mammalia; Artiodactyla; Balaenopteridae
Gene: GPCPD1
Product: glycerophosphocholine phosphodiesterase 1
Exons: 20
Coding region: 170-2188 (672 amino acids)
Biological process (GO): glycerophospholipid catabolic process
Molecular function (GO): glycerophosphocholine phosphodiesterase activity; starch binding
Source: RefSeq, a predicted model, not a curated record